GCGCGCGGGCUCUCCCGCCCUCUUCCACACCAGCAUUUCCUCGAGGGUUCCGCGGCGGAGCAGUUCGCGGAACUGGAGGCCGCAGCUUCCGACAAAGGCCCCAUUCCGUGCCGCUGUUUUCUGUUGCCAUCCUUGGAUUAUUUUCACGGAGCGCGGGCGUACGAGGAGGAGGAGGAAAGGAAGGCCAUGGGUGGAACUCCGCGCCCCGACCUGGUGGGCACCGCUCCCCCGGGCUUCCCGCCGUUGCCGAAAUCCGCAGCGAGCUCGGCAGCGCCUUCCGACGGCGCCAGCUCGGUGACAUGCUCGGUGGAAUCGUCCCUCCCUGGUGGCGGUUUCGGCGCGAUAGCGGGCCAGGAGGAGCCGGAGGAGGCGAAGCCGCGAGGGUAUGGGUGCGAUGGAUCCGAAGCUUCCAUACAUGAGCGGCGAAGAGGCAGACCGCCGGGCAGUCGGCGGCUUGGUGAAUGGAUUGUUACUUCAGCUGGAGUUGGUUUUACUCCCCAUGUCAUGAUGAUUGCAGUAGGUGAGAACAUUUCAGAGAAGAUUAUGUCAUUUUCAAAGCAGGGACCCAGGGCUGUUUUUAUCCUCUCAGCAUAUGGUGCUGUGUCCACAGUAACGCUUCACAAGCCUGGAACUUCUGGCAUCAUGGUCACUUAUGAGGGCCUUUUUGAGAUACUUUGCUUGUCUGGACUGUACUUGCCAACAAAUAAUGAUGGAUUACGUAGCCAAAGUAGAGGGCUAUGCAUCUCUCUUUCUAGUCCUUAUGGUCGAGUGAUUGGUGGACUUGUCGGUGGAUCACUCAUAGCUGCCAAACCUGUACAGGUGAUUGUAGGAAGUUUCAUUUAUGCUGGAUCAAGUGCACAGGACAGAAUAAUUACAGAAGAUGGAAGGGAUGAUGUUUCUGAACAUCAGAUUAGGGAUAAACAAGGCAAACCAUUCAGCGUGCCUCCAAAUCAAGACAUUACUCCAAAAUGAAGGGAGGAUUGCCUGGUCCAUAAUGACUUGACCCAAGAUUAGCUCUUUGAUUUUGCAUCUGGUUGCUAAAUGGUGAUCUUUCAAAAGGAGCAGACAUAGUGGACCUUGUGGGAGUCACAAGACUAGUAGUGUUUCCUUGCUUAAUCGUCUCUUUGAUAUGUUCUUCUGUAGUGCCUCGUGAUGGUGCAAUGUUAUGUGGCCACCCUAGUGAUCAUGUUGGAUUGAAGUGAACCAGCCUAUUUCGUAUUGUUCACUCAAGUUCGAUCAUGCCUGUGCAAGUAGCAUGAAUUCCUGUAGAUUCUGUGAGCAGAUAAAUGCAGGUUUUUUUGUUUUUUGUGUGUGUUUCUCAUUUGGAAGAAUAAAUGUAAAUUUAGGUUGUGGCUUGGGAGCCAAAGUGUCAUGGGCAGUAGUCAUCGUCUCUAUCAAGGAAGAACAAGACUGGGUACCAUUUCCACUUGUGCUUCCAUCCUCCAUCGACUCCAAAGAAUGUAUUCUCUUCCUUUCUCUACCGAAAACCCAAGAGACGGAGAAGCGGGGAAGGUAUUUUCUUAAGUGAAGGUACAAGCUGUUGGAAGCUGCUCUACCAGUGGACUUCGUCUUGGGGGAAGAAGAACGCGGAGUCAGAUGGCAGUCACCCCCCGGCCCCUGACGAGACCUCGCACGCCAGGAAGCCCUCGGUGGUCUACACUUGCGGACCUUGCGG
Molecule: messenger RNA, 1675 nt
Organism: Musa acuminata AAA Group (dessert banana)
Lineage: Eukaryota; Viridiplantae; Streptophyta; Magnoliopsida; Zingiberales; Musaceae
Product: AT-hook motif nuclear-localized protein 9-like
Exons: 8
Coding region: 187-972 (261 amino acids)
Molecular function (GO): minor groove of adenine-thymine-rich DNA binding
Source: RefSeq, a predicted model, not a curated record